AUGGAAUACCAAACAGUGUGCCGCGGGGACUCGGGCAGUCCCAUGGUCUUUCCUUCACACUCUUCGCAGGAGAGCCGCUGGUCGGUGGAAGGUAUCGUCAGCCACUUCUUCAGCAAGGAGGAAUGCUCGACCAGGCAUCCCGGACAGUACAGUGUUUUCACAAGAGUCAAUAGGUUCGUUUCGUGGAUCGAAGAGACAAUAUGGAAGAACACCCGAUGAAGACUUUUGAUGACCCUCGUUGAUGAAUCCAGCCAUUCCUCCCUCUCCGUUUACAGACUGCUGAUCAGCGCUAUGCCGUUUGUUGUAAGAUUUUAAGGUUUUAUUGCCAUCAUGCGCAGCCCACAAGCUGCAUACAUCUGAUCAGAUU
Messenger RNA from Darwinula stevensoni, 367 nucleotides. The record is from the annotation of a GenBank genome assembly. Lineage: Eukaryota; Metazoa; Arthropoda; Ostracoda; Podocopida; Darwinulidae.